Molecule: messenger RNA, 3172 nt
Organism: Hemicordylus capensis (graceful crag lizard)
Lineage: Eukaryota; Metazoa; Chordata; Lepidosauria; Squamata; Cordylidae
Gene: CDCP2
Product: CUB domain containing protein 2
Exons: 7
Coding region: 110-1726 (538 amino acids)
Source: RefSeq, a predicted model, not a curated record
CAGACUGACAGCUGCUUGUACAGAAUGUUUGCCUUCCAGAACAUUGGCAAGUUCUUUAGCUGACCGAAGCUUUGACGGUCCAUUUGUCUCUUCUGAGCUGUGUCAAAGAAUGCAGCAGAUGCUUCUCAAGUACCUUGUGACAAUAACUUUCUUGUGCACAACUAAUGGGAUAAACGCCAAGAAAGGCAUUAAAUGUGGGGGCGUACUUUCAGCACCACAUGGCAAUGUCUCAAGCCCCAAUUUCCCUGGCCUCUAUCCUUAUGACACAGAUUGCAUGUGGCUCAUUGUGGUAACAGAAGGAUCCUCUGUUUUGCUCACCUUUCAUCACUUUGAUCUGGAAUACCAUGACAGCUGUGAAUUUGACUAUAUCAUGAUCUACAAUGGAAUCUCAGAAGACCAAGGGAAUCUCCUAGGCAAAUUCUGUGGUACUAGUUUUCCUCCACCGUUUACAUCAUCUUGGAAUGUCAUGACUAUAAUCUUUCACUCAGACAACCAUGUGGCCAGCCAAGGAUUCUCCGCAGUUUACCAAAAAGAUGUUUGCGGGGGUGUGCUCACCGGCCUCUCUGGAUCAAUAACAAGCCCCGAUUACCCAGAGAACUACCCGAACAAUGCUGAAUGCCACUGGGUCAUCCAGGCAACUUCAAAUUCUGUCGUCAAACUGAUUUUUGUUGACUUCCAGAUGGAAAACAAUGAGGAGUGCAAUUUUGAUUAUGUGGCCGUCUUUGAUGGACCCACUAAGGGGGAUGCACUUCUGAGUCACUACUGUGGAAAUGUGAAGCCUCCAGACAUGGUCUCUUCCACACAUGAACUGCUGGUUGUGUUCAAAUCAGACUUCAACAUAGCAGGCAGAGGUUUCAAGGCAUAUUUCUUUUCAGGUGCAUGUCAGCAGGUAUUCACGGCCGUCAAAGGAAAUUUCUCCAGUCCUCAAUAUCCCAACUCUUACCCCAAUAAUAUCAAGUGUCACUGGACCAUCCAGCUGCCUCCAGGAUAUAGAAUCAAAGUCUUCUUCCUGGACUUGGAUCUAGAGGGGCGGAACAGCCUGACAGAUGGCUGUGAUUAUGACCAUCUGGCUGUGUUUGACGGAGGCACCGAGAAGGCGUCUCUGCUAGGGAAGUGGUGUGGGAGAGAAAUGCUGUCUCCUAUUACAUCCAGUAGAAACAUGCUGCUAUUGGUCCUUCACACGGACAGGAACAGAGCCAACCGAGGUUUUUCAGUAGCAUACAUUGGAGUUGUCCCCAUGAAUGUUAGCUGCACACGGACGGAGUUUCAGAUCCAGAUUCCCACACAGUCACUUGUCCAGCUGGAGCGAAAUAAGAUAUAUUUAGGGAUGCAGUCCUGCCCUGCCCAAGUGGUUGGCUUGAACUUUAGGAUACAUGCAAGGUUUGAAAGCUGUGGUACAGAACCGCAGAAAAGAAACAACACGUCUGUGAUCGUCAGUAUCCUGUAUAUUGACUUUUCAGAUGGAAAUCAGGAGGACAUUCACCAAUAUGAAGUGCAGUGUGAGCCCAAAAGGAAAGAGGCCUCUGUGAAUCUUAUCUCUGGCUCCGACCCAUACAGACUGAACCAGUAUGCUGAGAAUCUGGUAGAAUCCCAACAGCAGGAUGCAGAGGCAGCAGAAGCCUAUGAAAGCAAAAGCCAGGACACUAGUGACAUUGUCUUCAUCAGCAUCUGUAUUCUUGCUGGGGUUCUUAUGGUGAUUGCUAUUGUUGGGUUAGUCUUGCUAUAGGAUGCCAUUCUCUAGCCAUGAUCAGUCACCAGCUAUUAAAGCCUCUGUGCCUGCACUCCCAUCUUGUCUGCACUCCUUCCAUACAAACGACCCAAAUGCACAUAUGAGUGGCAGCUUGUUCAAGGGGCAGAUUAAGUGGCUGUUUACAGUGGCCGCUCACUGCAUGACUGUCAGAUUGGCCUGUUCCCCUGCUAACCUGGAUCUGAAUGAAAUUCUGAACUUUUGCUCAGAAAUCCACACCUUCACCCUUCGUGUGUAUACUGUCAGCUGAGCUCAUCCCUUGUUGUCCUAGUAUUAAUUUUUGUAAUUUUAUGUGCUUCCUUUUCUCGGGAUUGUGGGCUUGGUUUGUUUUAAUAAUGCAGAAUGUGUACAGUUACUCCAAUCCACUCCUGUUUUCAUACACAUCAAUAACUUGGCUGCAAUAUGAGGAAAAGGUAUGUAUGGGGAAGAGGAGAAAUAAGUUCAGUAUAUUGCAGCAGUGAAAGGGGGAAAGGCAAACUCUAGUUUAGAUAUUACUAGGAAGGCGCUUGAAAAUAAAAUAGUAACAUAUACCACUAUUACAGAAACCUAUGUUGCUUCUGCAUUUAGAACACUGGCUGACAUCCAAAUGAAUGAAACACUGGUACAGCGACAGGCUGGUACAGCCCAAAGGGGCAUAUUUUUGGGAGCCACAAUUAUCUUUAGAGGGAAUGGGAGAUCAACCAGUAUCAUGCCUCCCCACUAGAACCAGCACUCAGUCUGGAUAUCAGCCACUGCGUGUAGUUCUGUUGCCACAUUUCUAGAAGGUUUCAUAGAGCUGGAAAAUAUAUAGAAAGGAGCAACUAAAAUUAUUAGGGAGGAUGAAGCAUCUUCCCUAUGGAGAAAGGCUUAUGAAGCCCGGAGCAUUUCAGUUUAGAAAAAUAGAUAUCUACGAUGGGGCAUGACUUUUCCACUGCUCUUUAACCCUUUUGACUGUAUGAAGAAACCUCUUUGAAAAGGGAUCAUGUGGCUUAAGCAGUACUGGAAAAAUCACAGCAGUCUGUAGGAGACAACAGAAGUAUUAUGCUCCCUUAGCAUCUUGCCAGCCAAUAAUCCAGAGGGAUGGAUUAGGAGCCAUGGGUUGGUAGCUCAUAUGCCUCCAGGAACGCAUACAGCUUUUUUCAUGCUACACCAUGCAUUUUGGAUUAGAAAUCAGCUCCUGACAAAAUGACAAAGCAGUCCUUAAACAAUCCUGUUCUAGAAUUCCAUUCUGCAAGGGAAACACAUAAAAAACAAUUCUUCCCUUUACUAACAAAUGAUUUUGCAUUUUUCUGGAGUCACUUCUGAACAAUCUAGUGUUUGUUUCCAUGUACAACUAUAAGUCAAAUUUCACUAAGCUUGGAACAAGUCUGAAGUAUUGUUUUUAAAGCCAUACGUUCAUGAACACAAAAUACCUGGAACCCAAAGAACUACUGAAGGGAUGAUGUA